Clavispora lusitaniae ATCC 42720 is the source of this 438-nucleotide messenger RNA. It is a transcript of the gene GIM5, whose product is annotated as Gim5p. Gene Ontology annotation, cellular component: cytoplasm; prefoldin complex. The record is from RefSeq and is a predicted model, not a curated record. Gene Ontology annotation, biological process: RNA polymerase III assembly; protein folding; RNA polymerase II core complex assembly. NCBI's taxonomy places the organism in Eukaryota, Fungi, Ascomycota, Pichiomycetes, Serinales, Metschnikowiaceae.
AUGAGCCAGCGCAGAAUCGACCUAACACAGCUCCAGCCGCAGCAACUUGCCGAGAUCCGCAAAAGCACAGAACUGGAGAUCCAGCACUUCACCCAAUCUCUCCAGGCGCUUCAGACGGCCCAGUCCAAACUUCAAGAUUGUAUCAACACCGUCAACCAGAUGGAAGCCUCCACCAACGACUCCUUGCUUGUUCCCAUGACAAGCUCAUUGUAUUUGCCUGGAAAAAUCGCCAGUAAGGACCAUUAUUUGGUGGACAUUGGAACAGGCUAUUUUGUGGAGAAGGACGCUGCUUCUGCGGUGCAAGUGUACAAGAAGAAAAUCACCAAGUUGGAGACCGACUCGAAGAAAUUGAAGGAGAUUUUGGUGCAGAAGAACGACGCCAUCAACAACAUCAACAUGGUUUUGCGGAAGAAGGUGAUUGAGCAGGAGAAAAGCUGA